AUGCACUCAUUCCAUCAGGAUAUCGUCGAUGAUGACUACGUCAAUGUCUCGCAAGAGGUUGAACAUCAAGGCUCGACAGCAGUUCAUGAUGGAUAUCUCAACUACGUCUCGACUUACAUCGAUUCCAUCAGCGAGAUCCUCCGGCCAAUCAGCCUCAAGAUCCACGACAAUCCCGAGCUGAAAUUCGAGGAAUUCAUUGCUCACGAGACGCUCACCAAGUUCCUCAAGACAAGGAAGGGAUGGAAAGUCACGCCCUCCGCAUAUGGAAUGGCUACGGCGUUCGUUGCGGGGUUCGAUACCGGGAGGGAAGGACCGGUGAUAAGCUACAAUGUUGAGUACGCCAACACGAUUGAAGAUGCACUCACGGGGAUCGGCCAUAGCUGCGGCCACAACCUCAUAGCAAUAUGCUCCAUCGCCGCCGCACUGGCCGCUGCCUCCGCCAUGAGCGAAUUCUCCCUUCCGGGAAAAGUACUCCUCUUCGGGACGCCAGGCGAAGAAGGCGGCGGGGGGAAAAUCAAGCUCCUAGAUGCCGGAGCAUACACAGAGCACCGCGUCGACAUAAAUCUGAUCUCGCAUCCGGGAAACGUGCCAGACAGUGCACUGGUGCGAACGAACGCAUAUGAGAGCUUCACAGUCGAGUAUUUCGGCAAAGAGGCACAUGCGGCGGCGUCUCCUUGGGAAGGGGUGAAUGCGCUCGAUGGACUGAUCACGGGCUAUAAUGCGCUGAGUGUGUUGAGGCAGCAGACGAUGCCGGGGGAUAUCAUUCAGGGGCACAUUACGCAUGGGGGGAGCACGCCGAAUAUCAUCCAUGCGUACGCAGCGGGGGUGUUUGUCGUGCGGGCUACGACUAAGAAGCGAUUGGUGGUGUUGCGGGGAAAGGUAGUCAAGUGUUUUGAGGCGGGCGCGCAAGCAUCUGGAGCAGAAUUGAAGAUUACGCCGGGGAUGGAGUAUGAUGACCACGUUCCUAAUAAAGUACUGGGUGGGAUUUGCAGGGGGGCUUUCAACGGGCUAGGUGGGGAGAUUCCAAGCGCGGAUUUGGAUCUUAUUUGGGGUGCGUCGGGGGCGAGUACAGAUCAGGGGAAUGUCAGUUAUGCGAUGCCGAGCCUGAGUUUGGGGUUUAAGAUCGAGAGUGAGGAUGGACCGCAUAAUCCUGGUUUUGCGAAAGCUGCUAGGACGAGAGAAGCUCAUGGUGCGGCGUUGAGGGCCGGGAAGGCACUCGCUGUGACGGGGCUGGAGAUUGUGGGGAGUGAGGAUUUGCUGAGGGCUGCGAGGGAGGAAUUUGAGGAUAUGUUGAAUGGGGAGGAGGAAUGA
Messenger RNA from Lachnellula hyalina, 1311 nucleotides. RefSeq names its product Peptidase M20 domain-containing protein (gene PM20D2). The transcript has 3 exons. Gene Ontology annotation, molecular function: dipeptidase activity. The coding region runs from base 1 to 1311 and encodes 436 amino acids. The record is from RefSeq and is a predicted model, not a curated record. NCBI's taxonomy places the organism in Eukaryota, Fungi, Ascomycota, Leotiomycetes, Helotiales, Lachnaceae.